Molecule: messenger RNA, 3090 nt
Organism: Phymastichus coffea
Lineage: Eukaryota; Metazoa; Arthropoda; Insecta; Hymenoptera; Eulophidae
Gene: Usp12-46
Product: ubiquitin carboxyl-terminal hydrolase 12
Exons: 9
Coding region: 361-1422 (353 amino acids)
Biological process (GO): protein deubiquitination
Cellular component (GO): nucleus; cytosol
Molecular function (GO): cysteine-type endopeptidase activity; cysteine-type deubiquitinase activity
Source: RefSeq, a predicted model, not a curated record
AAGUCGCGAUAAAAAUCUCCGCGCCAUACGUGAUCACGCAUUUUCUACAUUCACAGGUGAAACGUCAGAGAAAGAGAAACAGUAUAACGCAAGAAGAGGUGGAUUCGAAUCUUAAAACGAGUCUCUAAAAAGCAGAGGCGCAUUUCUCUUACGCCUUUAUUCGCGACAGUACAUCGUUGGAUUGACAAGUGCUACAUAUAUCGCCAUUCGUUUGACUGCUACCUGCGCGCCCACCGCCCCGAAAGUUUAUUGCCAUAUAGCGUACGAUGGAAGCGAGCGGUGAUCAUCACUCGCUAUUUACGCCGGGUUUACGUCCUGAUUGCAGUAGUCGUCACCUCGAACGAGUCAACGAUUCGUAAAAUGGGUGCCAAUAUAUCUCAGUUAGAGAGGGACAUUGGCUCUGACCAAUUUCCUCCAAAUGAACAUUAUUUUGGAUUAGUUAAUUUUGGUAAUACAUGUUAUAGCAAUUCAGUUUUGCAAGCCUUGUACUUUUGUCGGCCUUUUAGAGAAAGAGUUUUAGAAUACAAGGCAAGGAACAAACGUACCAAAGAAACUCUUCUGACAUGUCUGGCAGAUUUGUUUCACAGUAUAGCUACACAGAAGAAAAAAGUUGGCUCAAUUGCUCCAAAAAAAUUCAUAGCUCGACUAAGAAAAGAAAAAGAGGAGUUCGACAAUUACAUGCAGCAGGAUGCUCAUGAAUUUCUCAAUUUUCUUAUCAAUCACAUCAAUGAAAUUAUCCUAGCUGAGAGAAAUCAGAGUAAGCCAGCAGGUGGAAAAGGAGCAAAUGAUUCUGGAACCCCACCAGAACCUACAUGGGUGCAUGAAAUUUUUCAAGGUAUUUUGACUUCAGAGACUCGCUGCCUUAAUUGUGAGACUGUAUCUAGCAAGGAUGAAGAUUUUUUUGAUCUUCAAGUUGAUGUCGAUCAAAAUACUUCUAUUACCCACUGUCUCAAAUGCUUUUCCAACACUGAAACACUCUGCAGUGAUAAUAAAUUCAAAUGCGAUCACUGUAGCAGCUACCAAGAAGCACAGAAAAGAAUGAUGUUGAAAAAACUACCAAUGAUUCUGGCUUUACAUUUGAAAAGAUUCAAGUAUGUUGAACAAUAUAAUAGGCACAUUAAAGUUUCACACAGGGUAGUUUUUCCAUUAGAACUUCGACUCUUCAAUACAAGUGAUGAUGCCGUAAAUCCAGACCGAUUGUAUGAUUUAGUGGCUGUAGUAAUUCAUUGCGGCAGUGGACCUAAUAGAGGACACUACAUUUCAAUUGUCAAAAGCCAUGGAUUUUGGUUACUCUUUGACGACGACAUGGUUGACAAAAUCGAUUCAUCUGCAAUAGAAGAUUUUUAUGGAUUGACGUCAGAUAUCCAGAAAAAUUCCGAAACUGGGUACAUUUUAUUUUACCAAUCAAGAGACUGCAGUUAAAAAUAAUUUCUAUGGAGAGAUUUUUAUUCUAAUGUCUAUAAACGCUCUGCUUUCGUCGAUUAUCUAUGGCUUUACAAUCACAAAACAAUGCAAUGUAAAUUAGCCAAGACGUUAAAAUAAGCAGUUAAAUAUUGUGCGAAACUCUUAUCUCUGUUAGAUUUUUUAUCAAUACCGGAUGGUAUUUAGUUAAUUUUUGUGCAAGAUGCAAAAGUUUCUGUGAUAAUCUUCUGGAUUUACGUACAUGAGUUGAAGAUAAGCAGAAACUUUGAUCUCGCUCUUUAACUAAUUCAUAGUCAAAGGACGACAUUAUUACUAUGGAGAAUUUCAAUGAAUUGCACGUUUAGCGAUGCUUCUAAAGUUUAUCAUUCUUUAACAAUGAACUAGUAUAUGCUGUAAAUUUACGAGUUUGUACAAUGAACUGAGAAUUUUAUAUUGGCUUCAAGUGAAUUAUUCAAUUUUAUUCUAAGUAUUCAACGAGUCAAAAAAAGAUUUUUAGCUUACGGCAGGUUACGCGUAGAGCGUCUUUCUUUAAUUAAUUCCUUGAAAACUUUUGGUACUGAGUGUGAAAGAUUAGCAAAUGUGCUAGAAAUGUUUGUGCUGCAUGUAUACACAGUGGGUCUGUAUAUCAGACGUGAAUAGGAAAUAAUAUGUAGGAUAAUAAACACGAAUACCUAUUCACCUCUGUUUACAUCCAUUAUGAGAAAAGAUUUUAGUUUGUAUUAUUGAUCAAUAUCGCAUAAACUCGAAUUACUUUUAUAUUAAGAAAUCAAGUAUAACGGAGAUUUAAUCAUUAAUUUUACGCAUACUAAAGAAGAAGAAAAAGAAGCUAAACGGCGAGUGAAAACGAAUUAAAAUUUUUAUUUUUACUUUUCGAUUGUAACGGAAUUCGAGCGAUUGUCACGAAUAUAGUAUUAGAAAUUACUUUGAGCUAUUUAUAAAAGUUAGCCUUUUAUCUAUUACGUUCAAAGCUAUUAUGAUAUAAAGAUAGAUAUUUUUUUAAGUAAUUAUAAUUCUUAUUGAAAGUGUUUUUAAAAAGUUAGGAAAUGUAUAGUCUUGUUAACUCGUAGUAACAAUACAUAAGUCAUAUUUGCCAUGUAUCUUUAAUUGAUCAACAUUUGGUUGUUUUUGCUGUUAAACAACUAAUCAAUGAUUCCAAUACAAGAAAUGAAGUGUAUUUUCAUUUUUAAAUACACAGACAUUUUUACAUAGUUGAAAGUUUGAUAUUGAUAGCCAAUACGUGAUAUGAUGCAUGCUCUUUUGAAUAGUAAAAUGGUACAAAGAAUUGAUAUAAAUUUUCUAUUUAUUUAAAGAACUAAAAAGAAAUGCAAAAUAACAAAUCUUGAUUACUCAAAAUGUAAGAAAAAUAAAUCAUUGAUUCUUAGAUGCUAAUUGUAGAAUUUACUUUGUUUUAAUUCGUUUUUACGUGCUAGGAGUAGAAGCUCAUUCAUUAUAUAUAAGGUAUAUUGAUUGUAAUAAUUAUAUGCGUUAAAGCUAGUCUACAUCGAGGAAAGAAAUCAUGUCAACAUCAUUCAUUCAAGCCAUUGAUUUCUGACGAACUCUGCGCUAUCCGUGUUGGAGACAUUAUCAAAUUCUAUUAAAUUGUAAAAAGUAUGACUGAUAAUAAAAUCAUUGUUAUGAAUGUAUGAGAAAAUAAUGCAUUUAUGAAAA